Impatiens glandulifera is the source of this 1201-nucleotide messenger RNA. RefSeq lists its product as uncharacterized. Lineage: Eukaryota; Viridiplantae; Streptophyta; Magnoliopsida; Ericales; Balsaminaceae. The transcript is spliced from 3 exons. The record is from RefSeq and is a predicted model, not a curated record. Bases 386 to 1039 code for a protein of 217 amino acids.
GGAGAUAAACAUGGCUUCUUCUGAACCACCGCUGCUAGGCCUCAAACCUCCUCCUCCUCUCUCUCUCUCUCUCUCUCUCUCUCAAUCUCUCUUGCAAUUGCUGCAUAUGAUUCCUAACCUUAAUGGCAUUCAGAACAGAUGAUACAAUCCUGCAGGCAGCAGCAAGUUAAAACAAGGUGUUAUUAGAUCAAGUAAUAUCUUCUUUCUUCUCUAUUUGAUUUUUGUUUCUAUAUUUCAUCCAAGCACGAAAUCCACGCUUCUUAAGCUUUUACAAGACAUAUAUCAUCAACAUUGUAAAGGAAUUUCGGUUGUCAGAUCUCUUCUUUAUGCACAGAACAGAGCGGAAUUGCGAGUGAAGUUAUUAUAGUCUAAUAUAUUUUUUAGGAUGCUACUGUUUUAUGGAGCAACAGCCUGCAGAUUUGUAUAUCCUCCAAUAGAAAGAUCAACAAGAGUUGUAGUAGCAGCAGAAGUUACGACGAAAAACAACAUUUAUAGUACUAGUAGUAACACUAACAAGAUUGUAAUCGUGAGCAACAAGAGUGAAAAGACAGAAUUCUUACCAUCAGUCGGAAAACCCAGUUACGGCACUAGGUUUACUACUGCUUUAGUAGUUGCUGCUGCUGCUGCUGCUGCAGUAGCAGUCAUGAUUGUGGCGGUUGGUGUUUUGGAUUCAAAUUACUAUGCAUACGCCUCUGAGCGACAACAACAACAACAAGAACAGUCAUCAUCACAAGAACAAGAAGAGACAUUUGCUAACAUUCCACAGUUGUUGUCUGGUGAUUGCUCAGAUUCUUCCUCGUCCAAGGACUGCAAGAAAGUAAGGAUUCAACGGCCUAAGUCGAGGAAAGCAGAAACGUGUACUAUUAAGUGUGUCACUACUUGUAUAAGAGGAGGCCUUGGUUCCCCUGGUGAAGGCCCUUUUAACAUCCGAAGACCACUAGUUGUUUUCAAGGAAGGAUUUCGAAGUCGUCGAUACUGUUUGGUGGAGUGUUCUGAUAUUUGCAACUUAAUCAAAGAUAGUGAAGAUGAUGGUCCUUGAUUUUUUGCAAAGCUCUUCUUUCCUUCCAAUUGCAGAUCAUCACUCUAUUCUAUUUUAUUUUAUUUUAUGUAUGUCUUAACCAACCCAAUAGGCAUACAAAUAUGUAAUAUUGGGAUUUUGUUUUCUCCAUUUUAUAUUUAAUCUAUAUGUUUUCUUUUAGUA